AAGAAGAGAGCAGAGCGAGGGCGUGAUAGUCAUUUCUUAGGAUCCCCAUCACCCUCGCAUGAUCAGUUUUCUUCAUCUCUCACGUCUGGAAUUGAAUAGACAAUUAUUAUUAUUAUAUAAAAUAAAACUCAGUUUCCCUCUUGAGAUCAAAAUCUAAGAAAGAAGAAAGAGUUGUUUUGUACAUUCAUUUACGAAUAGUAGAAUUGGUACAAAGACGUUGCAUUUCCAUAGAUUCGAAUUUUGUCUGGUAGGGAGGGAGUGGAUCAUGGCGGAGGUUGUUGUGCACAUAUACGAUGUGACCAACACUGGAUCAGACAAAACCAACAACACCAUUCUUCAGAUCAACAGGAUCUUCAAAGACGGCAUCGGUCUAGGCGGCAUUUUCCACAGCGCCAUUCAGGUGUAUGGAAACGAUGAGUGGUCUUAUGGGUAUUGUGAACAAGGCACCGGUGUCUUCAGAUGUCCUAGCAGCAAGAACCCAAUGUACACCUAUCGUGAGAAAAUUGUUCUUGGGAGGACAGACUGCACUAUCUUUAUGGUUAAUCAGAUAUUCCGCGAGCUCACCAGGGAAUGGCCAGGACACACUUAUGAUCUCUUGUCUAGAAACUGCAACCACUUCUGUGAUGUACUCUGUGACAGGCUUGGUGUGCCAAAGCUCCCAGGUUGGGUGAACCGUUUUGCGCAUGCUGGCGACACAGCUUUGGAAGUAGCAGAAACCACAGCGAUGCGGUUAAAGCAAGCCAAAACUGAGCUUCUAUCAGCUAGUAAAGUAGCAUAUCGCUUCCUUUCGAAUGUUACCUCAAGCGUAACCAACAGCACCAAUGGCUCACCACAACAGCCUGGAACCGUCAACAAUUCAGACAAUGUGAACUCGAGAAUGCAAGGCACUUGGCUCAAAGGGAUGCUAAACACUUCGAAACCUUCCACAAGCACAGAGAUAGAGAAGAAAGAUGAAGAUGCAAAUCAUGACUCUGAGGUUCUACAGUUUCAGCAGCAACCGUAAUGCAUUCAUUUGGUUAAUUGCAUUGCAUAUCCACCCAGGACCAAAAGCUACUCAACUGUAUCCAUUACUUUGUAUCACACCAUUGGAACCCAUCUCUCUUUUUUUUCUCAACACGUUAAUGACAAGUAACCAAGCAAGUCUCAGCAUCAUAUCUUUCAAAGUUUUCAUUAAGAAAAUAGCUUCAAUACACACAUACGAAGAUGAGUUUUCAACAUGUAUAACAAAUACAACUCGCAAUGCGUCCAUUAUAUUGCAGGGGAAGGAAAGAAAACAAAGUAUAAAUCUAGCGUUUUAGUGAAA
This is a messenger RNA of Brassica rapa (field mustard), 1303 nucleotides long. RefSeq names its product deSI-like protein At4g17486. The record is from RefSeq and is a predicted model, not a curated record. Gene Ontology annotation, biological process: protein deubiquitination. NCBI's taxonomy places the organism in Eukaryota, Viridiplantae, Streptophyta, Magnoliopsida, Brassicales, Brassicaceae. Gene Ontology annotation, molecular function: deubiquitinase activity.